Molecule: messenger RNA, 2285 nt
Organism: Xylona heveae TC161
Lineage: Eukaryota; Fungi; Ascomycota; Xylonomycetes; Xylonales; Xylonaceae
Exons: 4
Coding region: 209-1921 (570 amino acids)
Cellular component (GO): endoplasmic reticulum; membrane
Molecular function (GO): long-chain fatty acid-CoA ligase activity
Source: RefSeq, a predicted model, not a curated record
GAAAAGUGAUUCGGAAGCUCGACCUUGUCUGUUAUUUCUCUGCCCCGCAGCAUAUCCCAUUAUUGUACAAUUUUUUUGCCCUUGCGUUUGUUGUGCAAGCGAGUCUUCAUUUAUACACGGCCUAAUACUGCUUCGUUUACUCCGUUGAAAGACAUGUUUCAUUGAUUGUCACGCAUAUCGUAUCCACGUCUACACAAGCUAGGCUAUCAUGUCUCAAGUUCCUAAUAAGAUAGAGCAGCUAGACGCUCAGUUUGCUGAGCUCCUUUCGGGGUGGAGCAUUUAUACAACGAUUCUGGUCAUCCUAAUAUCUGCCUAUGUGGUACUGCCUUGGUGGUUCUCGAAAGACCCUGACCUUCAUCCUAUCCUCUUAUCGCGCCAGGCGACCCCCGCUCCGGUCCGAAAUGCCGGAGAAUCUGCAACAUAUCGCUCAGUUGAGACUCCAUAUGGAUUUCCGCUCAAAUCGGGCCUGGGUGUGAAGGAUCCAGGAGCUCCAAGAUGGGCUCGUGGCAGAGAUGGUGAUCUCCGCGACAUCUGGAAGCAAGCGGCCCGGGAUCCUCUGGAUCAGACCGGGCAGUCAACUGGUCAACCUGGCAAAAUUCUCACGGUACUUGGGAAAGAAGAGGUCAUCGAGCACAAUCUUGCCGAUAUCUCUCGUUCCAUCAGCAUCGUUGGUAGCUCAGUCCAAACGUCCAAUGGAAAACGCGUUGCUAUUCAUCUUCCCAACUCUCUUGAGCUUCUCACGACGAUUUUUGCGGGAUCUUUUUAUGGGUUUACCGUUAUCUUGAUACCACACCACCAGAGCCCAUCUUCGCUGUUCAAGCUCCUUGCGCAAACUGGAGCCGACACACUGGUGUCUGAAGCCGGCGUUGUCCCCUUAUCUGACCUUGUGGAAAGAUGUCCAAGUUUAAAGAGCGUUUUUUUAGUGGUUGAAGCUACCAGCAGGCACAUUGACUGGAAUCCUUCGGCCGAAGAGACGAAGGGGAAGCUUUCGGUUUCCAUUUGGCACGAAUUGGUUGAGAACGGUCCUAAGGACUUGCCUCUGCCAGAUAAUCUCCCCGAAGCUUCUGAAACGAAAAUUGUAACGGUCUGGGAAGGCAAAAACAGUGAGGAGCGCUUGGUAGAAUUCUCCCAAAAGAAUUUAGCAGCAGCUGUCGCCGCCCUUAUUACUUCGCUCCCGGCCCGUGAGCGACUGAAUCCCAAGGAUCUUUUCCUGCCUGUCGACUCUCUUUGCUCUAGCUAUCCGUUGAGUCUAACUCUCGCAGCCCUCUAUUCCCAUGCUUCGGUGGCACUCAAUUCCGUUGCCGGGAAGGGGAUAGAUUUGGCGUUGGCCACCAGGAAUAUCUCGCCCACAGUCAUUGCGGUAUCUGCCGAAACUGCUGCGGCGGCACACAGAUUGGCCAAAGGUUCAUCGAGUACCCUUUUACGGAAGUAUUCUCACUGGCUGCAAAUACGUUCUCUCAAAGCAGGUGUCAUGCCAAGACCUGGCCUUUUGAGCAGUUUCAACGCUACAUCUCGUCCAUCUGUCGGGGAAACUCCCGGCAAACUGCGUAUUAUGUACGUUGCUGAGCGUGCUGGAACAGACUCGCCUCCUUUGAGCUCAAGCGACCUAAAUGACUUACGGGUUUUCACUGGUGCUCGCAUUGUCUAUGCUCUAACUGCUGAGAAAGUCGCGGGCGCGGUGGCACAGACGAAUCUUUAUGACUACCGACGUGAAAAUGGUCCCACUCGCAAUCAAAGCCACUUCGGCGGACCGCUCAGUUCCGUUGAGGUGAAAGUAGUGGAUACCCCCUCGCAUAAGACUCUUGACCAGGGCCAGCCCCAGGGAGAGAUUGUUGUCCGCGGUCCUGCUGUCUUUGGCGGCGAGGCAUCACUCGGGGUGAAUGGUGUCUUCCGGGAUGACCAUACCCUUGCAUAUGUUUGACUACAGCAUUUAAAUCUUCCGGAUGCUGCAAUUCCGCAAAGGCAUAAUGUUUACUCUGCCGCAUCUUCCAAAGUAACAAAAACUUCUAUUAGUCUAUUUAGCGCUUCAUUAGGCAUAUAGCGAUGGUUGGAUUGUCCAUUUAGCUAGAUUUAGUUUGCAUUGCAUAUAUUCACCUCAGCUCGUUCGAUACCAUUUCGAAAUUAACGUUGUGCGAGGCACUGCGAAUACUUGACAGAAAUCCCAUAUUUCCAAAUUCCGUCACAGUGACAUGACGCUCUGAAUCCUGGGAUUAGGCUUCUCACGAAAAUGAAAAAGUCAGCGCAGAAACCUCCAGAUUACAGAUUCAUGAUGUAGCCUUCAAAGA